Messenger RNA from Brugia pahangi, 555 nucleotides. The record is from the annotation of a GenBank genome assembly. Lineage: Eukaryota; Metazoa; Nematoda; Chromadorea; Rhabditida; Onchocercidae.
AUGAUAGCAAGUAUAGUGGCUAAGGAACAAGCACUACUGAAGAUGAAUACAGCAGCCGCAGCAUCAAGCACUGCAGAACAUGGUCGUUUGGCAGGCUUUGCUAUACCGAGUCGCGCACAUACUCAGGUUAUAGUUAACGGAGCACGAGAGAAUAUGUCAUCACCAAGUGAAAUGUCACCAACUUCAUGCUCUCCAUCAUCAUCCGACACAUUGCAAAGCACCCAAGGGGGGACCAGUACUGCAAUUCAUGCACAUAACGAACAUCCCGGCCCGGAAGACACUGCACCCAAAAGUGGGAAUGAAUCACCUGUUGAUGUGACGAGUCUCAUGAAAGGCUCAUUCAGUCUUGCUUAUCAGCAGCAUAGCCUAGGACCAAGUAAUAGUUCUCAACAGCAACAAGCAAGCAAUUCACGAGAAAGCAAUAUUCAGAGUGGUACUACAACGCUUCGUUCUAGGCAUCGCUCGAGCCAUCACGAUGGCCUUAUCAAAUGUCAUUAUUGCCCUAAGAAGUGGGCCGACCAAGCUGUGGUUUGUUUUUGGACAAAAAGUUGGUAA